AUGGUGCAAGGGUUCUGCUUGGCAAUAAGGCUCUGGGCUUGGGUGGAGCGAGCCAGAAAGCUUAGGGCUUGCCAAGAGCGAUGCCAAGGCCAGCUUGGCAACCGUGGGGUUUGGAACAAGACAUGGAGGUGGUGGAAUUUUGAUGUCUUUAUCCGAAGUGGAUUGAAGAUGGAAGGGGAUGAUGGGUUGGUGGGGUCAUUGAGGGAGGGGGAAGAUGUGUGUUAUCGGACUGGGAGACGGUCGGCCUCGUACAUUUCACUGUCUCUGAUGGGCCAGUCCAUGGACUUCGUGUUCGAAGUGGACGCCCUAACGGGGCACGGUGUUGAUUCCCUACCUGAGGUACCUUACCUAUCUUUCGUGGUCCUCAGCUCACAGACGACCGAUACUUACACGGUCUCGUCCCCAAGCCUCAACAUCCCUAUUCCUUGA
Messenger RNA from Podospora pseudocomata, 429 nucleotides. RefSeq lists its product as uncharacterized. The record is from RefSeq and is a predicted model, not a curated record. The transcript has 2 exons. Lineage: Eukaryota; Fungi; Ascomycota; Sordariomycetes; Sordariales; Podosporaceae. Bases 1 to 429 code for a protein of 142 amino acids.